Trichomycterus rosablanca is the source of this 2070-nucleotide messenger RNA. It is a transcript of the gene sv2ba, whose product is annotated as synaptic vesicle glycoprotein 2Ba. Gene Ontology annotation, molecular function: transmembrane transporter activity. The transcript is spliced from 12 exons. Gene Ontology annotation, biological process: transmembrane transport; chemical synaptic transmission. The record is from RefSeq and is a predicted model, not a curated record. Lineage: Eukaryota; Metazoa; Chordata; Actinopteri; Siluriformes; Trichomycteridae. Bases 1 to 2070 code for a protein of 689 amino acids. Gene Ontology annotation, cellular component: synaptic vesicle membrane; neuron projection.
AUGGACAGUACUUAUCACAAUAACAUGCAGGACACAGAAGGAGAAAACUAUCCCACUCAUAGUGAAGAAGGCCAGGACGGGUAUCCCUACCAGAGUGACUAUCCCGCCCAGGAGGAGGAUGCAGCCAGCGAUGCCACCGAGGGUCACGACAAGGACGAACAGAUGUACGAGGGUGAAUACCAGGGCAUCCCUCACCCGGAUGAAAUAAAAGAAGCGCGCCGAGCUGCUCGUCGUGAGGCCAAACUGAAGGCUAAGCUGGCCGCCCUGGAGGAGGAGGAGACGCUGGCCGAGCAGUACGAGAACAUCAUGGAGGACUGUGGCCACGGGCGCUUCCAGUGGACCCUGCUCAUCGUGCUGGGCCUGGCACUUAUGGCCGAUGGUGUGGAGUGUUUCGUAGUGGCCUUUGCCCUGCCCAGUGCGGAAAAGGACAUGUGCCUCUCUAACGCCAACAAGGGCCUGCUGGGUCUGAUUGUGUACGUGGGGAUGAUGCUGGGAGCUCUGGUCUGGGGUGGACUGGCUGAUAAACUGGGCCGCCGUCAUUGUCUCCUCUACGCUCUUGCCAUCAACUGCAUCUUUUCUUUCCUGUCGUUCUUCGCCCAGGGUUACGGGUUCUUCCUUUUCUUCAGACUGUGCUCCGGAAUCGGAAUAGGCGGCUCGGUCCCCAUCGUGUACACCUACUUUUCCGAGUUCCUGCAGAUGGAUAAACGGGGCGAGCACCUGAGCUGGCUCUGUCUGUUCUGGAUGAUGGGGGGGCUGUAUGCCUCCUUCACCGCCUGGGGAAUCAUCCCUCACUACGGUUGGGGUUUCAGUAUGGGCACCGAGUUCCAGUUCCACAGCUGGAGAGUGUUCGUGUUGGUCUGUUUUUUGCCCUCCGUGGCCGCUCUCGCCGGGCUUUUCUUUAUGCCCGAGAGCCCACGCUACCUUCUCGAGACUGCGAGGCACGACGAGGCCUGGAUGAUUCUGAGACGGGUCCAUGAUACCAACUGGAGGGCAAAAGGGGAGCCAGAGAGAGUGUUUCAGGUUUCCCAGAUUAAGACUCCUCACACACAGGACGAUGAGUUCAUCGAGAUCCAGUGUGAGACCGGAACUGCCUUCCAGAGAUUCAUAGUCAGACAAAUGACCCUGGUCAAGCAGGUAAUGAAGAACUUGUUGUCGCUCGCUGCCCCAGAACUGCGACUCCAUGGACUGUUUAUUGUGAUCGUUUGGUUUACGAUGGCCUUCGGAUAUUAUGGACUCUCAGUGUGGUUCCCCGACCAGAUAAAACACCUUCAGUAUGAAGAUUAUCAGUCAAAGACGAAGACUUUCCACCGCGAGAAGAUCGAACACUUUCAUUUCAACUUCACACUGCAAAAUCAGAUUCAUGUGGAGGGGCAGUAUACCCGAGACUGGUUUAUCGGUAUAGAAAUCAGAAAUGUGAAGUUUAAAGACUCCCGGAUUAAUAACUGCUAUUUUGAGGACAUCAAGUCUACAGACGCCUUCUUUGAAAACUGCACCAUCGAAAACACCGUGUUCUACAACACUGAUUUAUGGCGCGAUUCCAACUUUAAAGACUGCAAGUUUGUCAACGUCACGUUUUCUCAUCCUAAACGAGGCUGUCACCUGAACUUCCAGGAGGAAAACGACGUCCUGAUUUAUCUAGUCAGCUUCCUGGGAAGCCUGUCGGUGCUACCGGGCAACAUCAUUUCAGGGCUACUGAUGGAUAAAAUAGGGCGAAUCAAAAUAAUAGGAGUCUCUAUGCUGGUUUCUUCUGGCUGUACCUUCUCACUGUUCCUGUGCUUCAGUCCCGGUGCAGUGAUCACCUUCCAGUGUUUGUUCUACGCAGCGUGUGCCGCAGCCUGGAAUGGAAUCGAAGUCAUAACCGUGGAGCUCUAUCCGGCCUCGAAAAGAGCGACGGCUUUCGGCGUGCUGAACGGUUCGUGUAAGCUGGCCGCCAUCGUCAGCACCGUUAUCUUCUCUAAGUUUGUCGGGAUCACCAAGGUUGUCCCCAUCUUAUUGUCCUUCUCAGCGAUGGCAUGUGGAGGACUGCUGGCGUUUAAACUCCCUGAGACGCGAGAUGCCAUUCUGCAAUAA